AUGAUUGGACGAUCCUUGACUGUUGCUGUUCUUCUCGGCCUCAACCUUGUCUCCGCAGGCCCUAUCGUCAAGCGCUCCGUCUUGACUGACCUGGAGACUGUCUACAGUAAAGUUGCAGCCCUAGAUUCGGAUAUUACCAGCUGGAACGGCCAGCUCCUUACAGCCCUCCCCUUGCUCACGGAUGUCAACACACUCGAGACCGAUAUCAAGACUGCUACCACGGACACAAACAACUCAGCCGCCUUUGGUGACGCUGAUAGCGCGAGUACCGCAACCGAGAUGCAGUCUUUGUCGACCCUCAUUGUGACUACGCUCGGUGAUCUUGUUGCCAAGGAACCUAAAGCCGCGGCGAUUGGCCUCAAAGGCACGGUUGAGUCGUCUCUGAAGCAACUCAAGACCCUUUCUGACAGCCUCAUUUCCGCUCUGGAGUCCAAGGUUGAAUCGUCUUAUCUACCAACAGCAACUUCGGUUGCAGCAACCAUUGACUCUGCCUUUGCAACUGCCAUCGCUGCAUAUGCCUAG
Messenger RNA from Talaromyces marneffei, 522 nucleotides. RefSeq lists its product as uncharacterized. The record is from RefSeq and is a predicted model, not a curated record. The coding region runs from base 1 to 522 and encodes 173 amino acids. The transcript is spliced from 2 exons. Gene Ontology annotation, cellular component: extracellular region. NCBI's taxonomy places the organism in Eukaryota, Fungi, Ascomycota, Eurotiomycetes, Eurotiales, Trichocomaceae.